Tachysurus fulvidraco (yellow catfish) is the source of this 6826-nucleotide messenger RNA. RefSeq names its product zinc finger, MIZ-type containing 1a (gene zmiz1a). The transcript has 25 exons. The record is from RefSeq and is a predicted model, not a curated record. The coding region runs from base 449 to 3691 and encodes 1080 amino acids. Gene Ontology annotation, biological process: protein sumoylation; regulation of transcription by RNA polymerase II. Gene Ontology annotation, molecular function: SUMO ligase activity; zinc ion binding. Lineage: Eukaryota; Metazoa; Chordata; Actinopteri; Siluriformes; Bagridae.
CCCGUGUAAUCUGACACUUCAACUUGCCGUGCUCUACGCUAGUUGAUUCAGGCAGUCGCACUCCGGCGAAAGCCUUGUGCGCCUUUUCUUCUUCUGUUUUGCAAAGUAUAAAGGAGGAAAAGAAAACACACAAACAACGCGACUCCGGCUGAGGCAGGAUUUUUUCUCGGAGCCGCACUGGGACUCGGAUCAGAUCUGAAAGUGCGCUGGAGGCCGGUGUAGCUCGGAGCGUGGAGAGAAGGAGCUUCCCCACCGACUCUAUGAAGGGAGGGGAGGGGGAGGGGGGGCCACUCAGCACACCACAAGUCUGCACUGCUAACAGAUCAGCUGGAUGAUUGAUGAGGAUAUAAGAGUGGAUUUGCUAAACACUAAACAAAGAAACCUACCGCGUCCUCUGAGAGAAGAACUUUAAUGGCUUCCAGGUAGAGAGAAAGAGACAGCAAUCAAGAUGAACUCGAUUCCGUCGAUGGACAGACACAUACAGCAGACCAAUGACAGACUGCUGUGUAUCAAACAGCACUUACAGAACCCGGCCAAUUUUCAGACAGCGGCUACAGAGCUGCUCGACUGGUGUGGAGACCCGAGAGCUUUCCAAAGGCCCUUUGAGCAAAGCCUGAUGGGAUGUCUGACGGUGGUGAGCCGUGUUGCCGCUCAGCAGGGUUUUGACUUGGACCUGGGCUACCGGCUCCUGGCUGUGUGCGCAGCCAACCGGGACAAGUUCACCCCAAAGUCAGCAGAAACCAACACCUGCAGGAGAUGUCAAAGUGACUCAGCACUGCUAUCAUCCUGGUGCGAGGAGCUGGGUCGACUUCUCCUGCUGCGGCACCAGAAGAAUCGGCAGAACGAACCCCAGGGCAAAGUGCCUAUGCAGCCACCCAUGAACUCUAUGAAGCCCUCGCUCUCUCACGGUGAUGGGUCCUUUCCGUAUGACUCGGUUCCCUGGCAGCAGAAUACCAACCAGGCCCCUGGCUCAUUGUCAGUGGUGACGACUGUGUGGGGGGUGACCAAUACAUCACAAAGUCAGGUAUUGGGCAACCCCAUGGCUAACACCAACAACCCCAUGAACCCUGGAGGCAAUGGAAUUGGGUCUGGCAUGUCAGCCAACAACCCAGGAAUGAACUCCCCUCAGUUUCCUGGCCAGCAGCAGCAGUUCUCAGCCAAAGGUGGUUCCAACCAGGCCUACAUGGCGCAGGGCAUGUACGGGCGAGCAGGGCAUCCUGGAGCUGGAGGAUUCAGCGGGAGUUACCCGGGUGGUCCGAAUGCUCCAGGAGGCAUAGGCAUGCCCCCUCACACCCGGCCUCCAUCCGACUUUACCCAGCCUGCUGCUGCUGCGGCUGCGGCUGCCGUCGCUGCUGCCGCCGCCACCGCAACUGCCACUGCCACGGCAACUGUGGCCGCCCUGCAGGAAACCAACAAGGACAUGAACCAGUAUGGACAGAUGUGCUCAUCGUUUCAGAUGGGCCCUGCGCAGGGCUAUAACAGCCAGUUUAUGAACCAGCCUGGACCCCGAGGUCCACCGAACAUGGCAGGAGGCAUGAACCCAGCUGGCAUGGGUGCUGGCAUGAACAGCGCUAAUAUCAGCGGCCCUCCAAUGGGCAUGAACCAGCCCCGGGCCCCGGGAAUGGGGCCGUUUGGAGCCCAUGGGCAAAGAAUGCCCCAGCAAGGAUACCCAGGCCCCAGACCUCAGUCUAUGCCCAUGCAGGGCACAAAGAGGCCCUAUCCUGGAGAGCCCAACUAUGGGGGACAGCAGUUUGGACCUAAUGGCCAGUUUCCCAGUCAGCAAGGGCAGUACCCAAACCCUAAUGCCUCCAGAGCCCUGCCCUCUCCCAGUUACCCUGGCCAGAGGAUGCCAGGCCAGCAGGGCACAGGCCAGUACCCACCUUCAGGAGUACCCAUGGGCCAAUACUACAAGCAAGAGCCAUUUAAUGGCCAAAAUAACAAUUUCUCUGGAGGUAGUUAUGGCUAUAAUCAAGGCAGUGGGCCUCCUCGGCAGGUCGUGAACUAUCCUCAUUCACCCGUUCCUGGGAAUCCCACACCACCCAUGACUCCAGGAAGCAGCAUCCCCCCGUACCUCUCGCCCAACCAGGACGUCAAGCCUCCGUUUCCCCCGGACAUGAAACCGAGUAUGACGUCUCUGCCUCCACCACCGACUAACCCCAAUGAAGAGCUGCGGCUGACCUUCCCCGUACGUGACGGCGUGGUGCUCGAGCCCUUCAGACUAGAGCACAACCUGGCUGUCAGCAACCAUGUCUUCCACCUGCGUCCCUCUGUCCAUCAAACACUCAUGUGGAGGUCUGACCUGGAACUGCAGUUUAAGUGCUACCACCAUGAGGACCGGCAGAUGAACACGAACUGGCCAGCGUCGGUGCAGGUCAGCGUGAAUGCCACGCCACUCACCAUCGAGAGAGGAGACAACAAGACAUCCCACAAACCCCUGCACCUAAAGCAUGUGUGUCAGCCGGGAAGGAACACCAUCCAGAUUACCGUCACCGCCUGCUGCUGUUCUCACUUGUUCGUGCUGCAGCUGGUGCACAGACCGUCAGUAAGAUCUGUCCUGCAGGGCCUGCUCAAGAAGAGGCUUCUGCCAGCAGAACACUGCAUUACCAAAAUAAAGAGAAAUUUCAGCAGUGUAGCAGCGUCCUCUGGGAACGCGACGCUGAACGGAGAGGAUGGCGUGGAGCAGACAGCCAUCAAAGUGUCCCUCAAGUGUCCCAUAACAUUCCGGCGGAUCCAGCUUCCAGCCCGGGGACACGACUGCAAGCAUGUGCAGUGUUUUGACCUGGAGUCCUACCUGCAGCUGAACUGUGAGAGAGGGACGUGGAGGUGUCCUGUAUGCAAUAAAACGGCGUUAUUGGAAGGUCUGGAAGUGGACCAGUACAUGUGGGGAAUUCUCAAUGCCAUCCAAAAUUCGGAGUUUGAGGAAGUCACCAUUGACCCCACGUGUAGUUGGCGGCCGGUGCCCAUAAAGUCUGACCUGCACAUAAAGGAGGAUCCAGAUGGCCCUCUGGCCAAGCGCUUUAAAACCAUGAGCCCCAGUCAGAUGAUCAUGCCUAACGUGUUGGAUAUGAUCGCUCAGCUGGGGCCCGGACCCUCACCCUACACCUCCCUCCCCCCUCAGCACGGAGGGAACAACACCGAGUACACUAGCCAAGGCAACAGUUACCAGGGCCAUGGAAACUUUGACUUUCCACACAGUAAUUCUGGUGGAGGAGCUCCAAUAAAUGACUUCAUGCACGGCCCUCAGCUCUCGCACCCUCCGGAUGUACCCAACAACCUCAUGGGUCCAGACAAACCUCUGAGCCACGGCAUUGCCGACUCGAUGCCUCAUCCUGUGAGUGCUGAGCAAUCUCAUGCUUCCAUGCCACCAGGCAUGCACGUAUCGCCUCACCCCAACAGCCAAUCCGCACAGCCAUUACAUCACAGCGUCCCUUCAUCCGGCCCGCCCCCACGCCAAGCCCCGCCCUCUCAGCAGCAACAGCCUGGCCCCAACAGCCACACGCACGGCGACAUGAGCUUUAACCCUGCGGCUGAGGGCCAGGUAGGCAGUCAGGGGGCAGCAGACAUGCCCGAGCCUUCUCUGGAGCUGCUGCCCGAGUUGGCCAACCCGGAUGAGUUACUGUCAUAUCUGGACCCUCCGGACCUCCCAAGCAACAGCAACGAUGAUCUGCUCUCCCUCUUUGAGAACAACUGACUUUACUAAGCCACCUUCACCUGAGGCACUGACAAGUUCCGCUGUCAGGAGUCAAGCAGAACCCUGACCACCAGUUCAGUACUUUACAACCGCAAAACACUCGUCCUCCUACUCCUGCCCCUACUCCUGUAAAUAUCUCACUCUUUUACGGACGUCCUUUUUCCACACAUGUAUGGCAGCCAUGUUGGUUGGCACUAAAGUGAUAUUUCAAUACUAAUAUGAAAAAGAAAAAAAAAACUGUGCAGCUAUAAUCAUAAGAAUAUAUGUCACACAGAACUGUAUGUGUGCUCACUAGGAAAGUGUUGUAGCAUUUUUUUAAUUCAGAUUUUUUUUCCUUUUGUGAAAAGCAAGACCUGAAUAGAAAAAAAAAAGAUACUUCCUGUACUGGCUUAUGUGUGUGUCCCCUAUGCGCAUUCUGAGGUUUGUUCUUCCAAGCUUUACGUCCACAACUUCCCAAAUCUCCCAUCUAGUGUUUUUGACUGGAUGUCCUCACUGUAUGUCCCACGGAAAAAAGCACAACAGCAAUCAGGAGAACUGCAGCAGGAAGACUGAAAAGGAAAACAUCUUAGGAACCUAAAGGCUGCAUCACAGUCACUGAGAGGUUUAGCAUCAUAGCGAUGUGGUACUCCCAUCUCACAGACUUAAUGCCCGGCCUCUGAAGUCCUCUGUAGCUCAUGUGGAAGGCAUGAUUAGUGCGAAUCCCCUUCAGAUCGGCAUAUCGCGUCUCAUCCUGUCCGUCAUAUUCACUCACGAGUGUUGUGUUCGAAGCAGAACAAGUUCCCGAGGGCAUUGUGACAACUUCACUGUUUUAUUCAUUUCACUGUUAUUUAUAGGAACACCAACAUAUCAAUACUGUGUGUGUGAUACCAUGCAUCAAUAACCAGCACUGUACUUCCUUUCGCAAAUCUCUCCAUCUCUGAGUACUGUGGAAUUAAAAGUCAGUUGGCAACACAAUUCAUUUUUGUAAUGUAAGAAGUAAUGCAAUCACUUUUUAAAGAGUAGUUUGAGUGUCGAAGACAUCAGUAAUGUCAGCUGUCUCUUCUGGGAGUCUUUCCCCAUUUAAUGCAUGAGCUUUGUCCCUCCCAGGCCUGUGAUGUCAUGAAUAACAAAGAACUCCGUGCGUGCAUACAGUGUGUUCAUUGUGCACUCGUGCCAAUCCCACGUUGUGUUAGUGACCGAACCAAGUGUAGACUGUUCCCUUUCUCUCUCUCUCUCUCUCUCUCUCUCUCUCUCUCUCUCUCUCUCUCUCUCUCUCUCUCUCUCUAUUUUUUAAAUCAAUCAGUGCGUUCAAAUGUGUUCCUCUGUCCUGUUUUUUUUUCUUUUCAUUUUGAACAUGAACUAUGAUCAUGUAAUGACUACGUCUGUUAUGCUGAAUAUAUUGUUCAUGAUAUAAUUCCUUUUCUCCCCCCACUGUUAAUGUAACUCUCUAAAUGUACAGUGUAUGUGCGUUUAUUACAAACUGGCCAUGUAUUACCAAAGUUCUGCAUAGUGAUCGGAGGCCCAAACCUGUCUUACCAGGCCGAUAACCUUCUUUAGAGACAGUUAAGCAUGUGACGCCUUCCUUUCUGUCCCUGCAUUCACACAACGCUAGAGUUCCCACAUGGUAUUGUAUGGUACAGUGAUUUUUACACUCUUUGUUUUGUAGAGGUUACACGUCUAUGUACAAGUCUACAUAAUCUGUUUUAUCGUUUAACCCCGUGACCCCCCUGAGAGAGUCUAAAAAGAGUCAGGAUUGAUCUUUUCCUCAUGCGUUAGGCCCAACUCACCUGGUCUAAAAAAAAAACAAAAAAACACGGAACACAUCAGAUUACUGUUUAGCAGUUUUUGUAUAAUGAAACACACCUUAAUAUAAAUUCAUAUUAGGAAAUGCAAAUUCUAUGCAUUACUCCUGGCUUAUUUCAGUUCUGUUAAUCAUAAUAAGGUCAGAAUGUACUGUAUGUUUGCUUUAACAUCUUUUUGUCUUUCUUUUGUGUUGGUGCUCAAACAGUAGACGGUUGUUGAACAGUACAUUGUUUGUGCUUCACAAAUGCAUACAGCUGAAUACCUUUCAUUUCAUAUUUUAUAUUUCGAUGUUCAUGUCCAUUAUAAAUUAUUUCCUAUCAGUCUGUCGGUGUUCAGUUAUGUAUAGACCUGAUAUUCGUUGUCCUAAACAGGCAAAUGUGCUUUAGCCUGUAUCUCCAGUUGGUUGUAAUUCACUUGUCUUUUUAUUUUUAUUUGUAUUUUUUUUAUCUGAUGCACUGCCACAGUUUUGUUCUUACUUUGUAGUCACCUACAGACAGAAACUGAACUGAACUCUCCACUUGCACAUCGGUUACACUGCAGGUCGUCGAGACGAGUCCCUGCUUUAGAGCUGUCACUUACUGUAGCUGGACAGAUAGCGGAGAAGGGAGCGAGUGGAUGUGGAGACAGUCAGAGUAAAAUGAAUUAGAUGCUGUUUUGUCUCAGUGGGAAACGGUUUGAAAGAACGCCCUAGCAGGGGACAUAAGGGAUGCAUGUACAUAUGUAAAUGACAAAUAGAGACACGUUAACAGAAAUGUAUUCAUUUUCCCCAGGGGAAUGUGCAUUGUGUAUUUAGAAUUUGUAAAGCUUGCAAUCUCCUAUCAGACUCGAAUUGGGUGAAAUGAAUCUGUGUUUGUUAGCGUCUGUGGACCUCUUUCCAUUUUUUUUUCUUUCGUUUCACUUAUGUAAAAUAUUUCCGAUGCCUCCUAGAAAAAGGGGAAUUAUGGGGCAAAGAGACACACUUGUUUCACCUUUGUGUAAUUAGCUUCCGUGUAUUGCUCCAUUACCUGUGUACUCUAUAAGGUGCUACAAAAGAUGAAGAAAAUCCUGGGGAAUAAUUUGGAGGAUGGGGCGUGGGGCCUGGAGCGGUUCCAAAAGAUUGUAACCAAAUUAAUAGUUUGUACAAUUUUGAUAUCACGAUCAGAUGGGGAAAAAGGUACAGUCUGAGGUGAUUGGCGCCUAAAGUGGCAGUUGUCUUUUUUGUUUUGUACAUUCUGUGUACAAUCAUUUCAUAUUCUAAACUGUUCAGAAGAAAAAACUAAUUGUGAUUUUUAGUCUUGCAAAACUGUAUGUAGUUAGAUGCUGUGACAUCCUAAUAUUUAUCUAAUAAAUAUGUAUUCAGAUGAAACAUGCUUA